CAAUGGGCGAAAGCGGAGAUGAUCAGUCUCUCCCCUGAUAUUUACUUCUUUUGUUUAAGUCUUCGAUUACAACAAUGAAUGUCAGGCUAUUCCUGAUAUUUGUGGUAAUGAUAUGCGCCAUGCACCAAGGGCCUGCUGUAUAUCGGGACCUUACUUGCGUGGAGCCCGAGCAAGGAUAUGCCAAAAGAUUGUUUUAUUAUUUCACCGCAAGUGAAAUUGAGAAAGUCUGUCCAACGGUUACCGAUCUGACAUGGCGAAUUGGAUAUAAGGUAAUCUUUAAUCUGCUGUGUGUGCUCCCUACCCUGCUGUUGGGCCAUGCGCCGUCGGUCGGAAAAGUCAUCAAAGAGAAAUGGUCAGCCGCCGUGUCAAUGUUCCAAGAAUGGAGAGCUCGUCUUCCCCUCUGUCGUCACUGUGGUACUGCCCCGUGUCAGGUUAAAAGGAGAUCCUUGUGGAAGCCCUCCGGUACUCGUAAGAAAGACAAGGCAAAUUUCGCGAAGAGAUCCAACGCCAUGAUGUUGUUUUACUGGACUAGAGUUGUCAGUGGUACUCACCAAAGAGUUGCCGUGGAAUAAUCUGUACUCGGAGAGGAAGUUCGUCCAGCAUUUUGAGGAGGAGCAUAUGGUAUUGUUCCCAGUGUGCAUCCAGCGUCAGAUUAACUACUGGUACCCUGUCUAGAUUCGUUGCGACGUUUAGAGAGAAAAAUGUGGAUGGCAGUCGGUGAUGGAAUAGAUGUGUGAUGAUUGACGUCACAGCCUCGUUUUGGGGGGUCACGGUCCGAUCCGAUUGGAAUGGUGUUUGACCAAUGCUUCAUAGAUUGUACCUUAUAUUUGUUGAAUUGAAUUGAAACUCUGUGGAUCUUGGUCACUAGUGGUCCCAUGAAGAACUAUAUCGAUACCUCAUGAAUUAGCAGUUUAGAUCUUAGCUAGUGUUGACCAGCUGUGGUCCUAUUUAUAUAUUUCGAUGGUGUUGAAUUGCUUGAUUGGUCAGUUGCUAACAGUUUACUAUUGGCCAUUAUGUGAUUUGAGAAGUUGUGGAGCCGGAAUUUGACCAUGACCAUGUAGCUUUGGUCACUUUGAAGUCAGUUCAUCUUGACUGAAAGGAUUUUCAUGAAAAAAAGUGUCUUGCGUUUGUUGAUUUGGUACAUGUCAGUUCUAUCAGUGUUUAUGUCGACCUGUAAUUGGCCACCGUAGAUGUUUCCAACAUUUGGAUACUUGAUCUUUCGUUGUAAGCGAUGUUCGAGUUUUUGCCGACAUUUGCCAAAUAUAUUAUAUAUAGGUCAGUUAAAACCACUAGUGGUUUCACGCUGGUUGCGGCUAUUUUUUUCGGAAGUUUCUAACUAACUCUCACAGAUCUUGACAGCUAGUGGUACCUCGUAUAUUUAAGAUGUGCUUGGUAUUUUCGCUCAUCAAAAUGAACUGAUUCUGCAAUGACCACUAAUGGUCUGAGGUGUUAUCGUGGUCAGUUAUACAUUCAAUCAAGCUGAUCACUAGGUGGUGUGGAAUUACCAACAUGCAAAGUUUUGUUCGUUUUGUAUUGGUCAGUUUUGUUCUGGCGAAUAUAAUGUAGUAACAGUCAUGUGAUCAAUAAACU
Messenger RNA from Mizuhopecten yessoensis (Yesso scallop), 1590 nucleotides. RefSeq lists its product as uncharacterized. Lineage: Eukaryota; Metazoa; Mollusca; Bivalvia; Pectinida; Pectinidae. The transcript has 5 exons. The record is from RefSeq and is a predicted model, not a curated record. Bases 75 to 572 code for a protein of 165 amino acids.